ACACUGACUGCCAGAAGGAAAGGAAGAGUAUAACAAUUCUAAAUGAUACACCAACCAUUUUACCAAGACUUUAAAUAACUAUAAACUAAGACCUCCAAACUUUAAACAGAAAGAAGAACAAAGAAGAAACUAUAAACAAAGACCAUAUUGUUCUUCAUGAUUUUACAUUAUAAAGGUGUCCCUGUGUGUAAUUGUGAGAAUGAGAAAGAGAAGAGAUGGAAUGGAUGUCUGGUCACAAGGAUGUUCUGCCGUUCACCACCAUGAUUAUCGUGGAGUGCAUCAAAGUGGGGUCAGGCGUCUUCUUCAAGGCAGCUGCCUUAAGAGGGUUGAGCUACUAUGUUCUCAUUGUCUACUCUUAUGCAAUUGCCACCAUUCUCCUCCUCCCUCUGCUUUUCAUCUUUCGCAGAACAGGGCUUCCACCAUUCAAGCUCUCUCUCAUAUUUAAACUCUUCCUCCUUGGGAUAAUCGGGUUUUCGGGUAGUUUAUGUGUAUAUAAAGGUAUAGAAUACAGUUCACCAACUCUUGCUUCAGCUAUUGGUAACCUUUCCCCAGCUUUUAUCUUCAUACUUGCUGUAACCUUCAGUAUGGAAAGACUAAAUUGGAGAAGCAGAAGCACACGAGCCAAAGUGAUGGGUACUCUAGUAUCAAUAUCAGGCGCACUAGUAGUAGUGCUCUAUAAGGCGCCCAACAAUUCUAUCACCUACGACUCCAUCCAUUCUCGGAAUGUCAGAAAGGAGUGGGUAAAAGGUGGCUUAUUACUUACUCUUGGAUACCUUCUCUUCUCUAUGUGGGCUAUCCUUCAGACCCAUAUCAUGAAGACAUACCCAGAUGAGCUAGUUCUGGCCUUCUUAUACAACUUGUGUGGGACAAUUGUAUCAGCACCAACAUGUUUGAUAGCAGAGAAAAACUUGAUUGCCUGGAUAUUAACACCCGGUAUACCAUUGCUUGCCACUAUAUACCCAGGGUCCUUUGUUUUAUCCUUUGGCAUCCUUGUUCACAUAUGGGGCAUGCACAUGAAGGGUCCUGUGUAUGUAGCAAGCUUCAAGCAAUUAUCAAUUGUUAUUGCUGCUGCUUCGAGUUUCAUAUUCCUUGGUGAUGCUCUGUAUCUCGGCAAUGUUGUUGGAGCUAUAGUACUCUCCAUAGUAUUUUAUGCUGUUAUAUGGGGAAAGGCAAAAGAAGAAAAAAUGAAUGAAGACUGUGUCUUACCAAUAGGUAAGACACCUUUGUUGGUAGGCUACAAAUCGGUUGAAAAUAUGUGACACUGUGUAAGAUGAAAUACUAGCUGAUUAAAUUUCCAGCACUUACUCCUCAAGAACAGACUAGGAAUAAAUGUUUAAUAUCCUCUGCCACUGAAUUUUUCUUCUUUUUAUCAUUUGGGUGCAAACCCAUGUAUUGUUGAAGGAUAUCGACAUAAUGUGUGCCUCUACAAACUAGGGUUUAGAGUUGUAAUAGGAAAGUAUCCUAGGUAUACUAAUUGUAUUCCGAUUCUGUUACCUUUUGUGUAC
Messenger RNA from Rosa chinensis, 1505 nucleotides. Its product is annotated as WAT1-related protein At5g40230. Bases 216 to 1259 code for a protein of 347 amino acids. Gene Ontology annotation, molecular function: transmembrane transporter activity. Lineage: Eukaryota; Viridiplantae; Streptophyta; Magnoliopsida; Rosales; Rosaceae. Gene Ontology annotation, cellular component: plasma membrane. The record is from RefSeq and is a predicted model, not a curated record. The transcript has 7 exons.